Sphenostylis stenocarpa is the source of this 597-nucleotide messenger RNA. NCBI's taxonomy places the organism in Eukaryota, Viridiplantae, Streptophyta, Magnoliopsida, Fabales, Fabaceae. The record is from the annotation of a GenBank genome assembly.
AUGCAAGAGGAGAUGUCCAACAAAGCAAACGAACAUACACGGUGUCUGUCCUUACAAACCGCUCUUCAAAUUGUUGUCUCUUCUUCAUCUUUCGUGUUCCUCAUCAAUUCAUCUCUCAUUGUUGCUCUUUUUCUCUCUCAACCCCAAACCACAACCACCCUCAUGGCUUCGGGGAACGGUGGACCAUUGCCUAAAUUCGGUGAGUGGGAUGUGAACAAUCCUGCCUCAGCUGAAGGUUUUACCGUGAUAUUCAAUAAGGCUAGAGAUGAGAAGAAGACUACGGCAACCCCACAUAGAUCUGAUCCUGGAUUGAAGAAUGAGAGUUGUAAAAAUGCUGAAUACUCUACGAAGGUGAACUUUCACUAUCUGGGUUUUGGGCUAGCAAGUGGUUUUGCUGCGGCUGAACCUAGACGAGGGUAUGAUGCUUUGAUGAUCCUAUUUGAUGUGAACCAUGUUUUCUCAAAUCAGGUGAUCUUAAUUGACGAAGUUGGUUUACAGAUGUGUCCACUAGUUGCCAAUUCCGACAUACCAAGGUUCAUAAUCCCAUUGGCAAAAGUAAAAAAGAAAAUCAACCACAACCACUUCAAACCAAACUAA